This is a messenger RNA of Ectocarpus siliculosus, 969 nucleotides long. The record is from the annotation of a GenBank genome assembly. NCBI's taxonomy places the organism in Eukaryota, Phaeophyceae, Ectocarpales, Ectocarpaceae.
GCGUCAGCGUUUACACCUCUCACGGCCUGCAGCAGCCACAGCGGCAACGGCAAGCGAACGCCGUCGUCUUACUUGCCGAUGUACGCGACGGCGAGCCCUCUGCCGUCACCCUCAGCAGCGGCGGGACCAGACAAAGUUAACGUCGAGGUGGCAGCGGCUGCGCUGCUCAACUCGUCUUCCAGGAGGAAGCGCAACGGCACCACCAGAACAACCCUGAAACGCGUAGAAGAGAUGAAAGGUGUUGCGGAAGGGUCUUCUUCUGCCUCUUCGAUCAUCGCUCCCUCUGCGUCCUCCACGGAUUCGGCGAACGGGGCGAAACCAAGCGAGCCUUGGCGCGCUCGUCUCACUUUGGCGUUGGUUGCCUGCCUGUACGGCACGAACUACACCGCCAUCAAGUUCAUGGGAGAUUUCAUGGAUACGUCGAGUCUACUGACGCUUCGCUUUGGUCUUGCAUCACUGGCGCUGCUGCCGGCGUUGAAAGGAGUCGGAAUGGAUGUUUUGCUAGCUGGGGCGGAGGUGGGGAUCUACGCGACGCUGGGAUACAUGGCUCAGGCCUACGCUAUGAGGUCAUUGCCCGCCUCUCAGCUGGCGUUGGUGGGUUGCCUGGCGGUGCUGGUGGUGCCGUUUCUCGACCAGAUUUCGGGAAAGAGAAAGGUCGGGGUUGCGACUAUCAGCGCCGCCGUUCUUGCCUGUGGUGGCGCAGCUCUGCUGCAGUCGGGAGGGGCCCAGCCUGACUCGGUGGACGGAGCGGCAGACCUCUUGCCGCGCGUGCUGGCGCUCUUGCAGCCUUUCUUUUUCGGGUUUUCGACCUGGAGAAUGGAGACGGUGGUGCAGCGACACCCCGGCCAGGCGCUUCCUCUCACCGCAAGUCAGGUGGCGGUGGUGGCGAUCACCUCGGCGCUGUGGAGCAUUGCUCAAGGUGGUGAGGGGAGUCAAGAGGCGGAGGAGUGUCAUGUACCCACUCUUUAG